Messenger RNA from Drosophila innubila, 1776 nucleotides. RefSeq names its product D-2-hydroxyglutarate dehydrogenase, mitochondrial (gene D2hgdh). Gene Ontology annotation, molecular function: FAD binding; catalytic activity. Gene Ontology annotation, cellular component: mitochondrion. Bases 95 to 1657 code for a protein of 520 amino acids. The transcript has 4 exons. NCBI's taxonomy places the organism in Eukaryota, Metazoa, Arthropoda, Insecta, Diptera, Drosophilidae. The record is from RefSeq and is a predicted model, not a curated record.
GGACGGACUUUUUUGAGUUGACUCCAUUGAAUGCAACUGCAAGUUCAUUUACAACCUUAGCUUGAUCCCAAUCCCAGUUGCCAGUGUUACCACCAUGCGUUUUCAGCGUCUCUUGCAAUUGCGCAAAUAUGCGACCGUAGCUACCCUGAGGCAAAGCACACACAUACGCACACACACACAUGCACACACGCCGACAAUGGUGCGCACUCUGGCAAGCAGCACAUCGCCUCUGCCGGAACUGACACAGAUUACGGACAAUGUGCAACGCGGAAAUUACGCCCAGCUCAAUGACAAGGAUGUGUCGCACUUUACGCAGCUUCUGGGCAAGAAUCAUGUGCUUACUGAUGAUCUUGAUGGCUACAAUAUUUGCUUCCUCAAGCGCAUACGCGGCAACAGUAAACUCGUGUUGAAACCGGGAAACACGGAGGAGCUUGCCGCGAUAAUGAAGCACUGUAAUCAACGUAAGUUGGCGGUGGUGCCGCAGGGUGGCAAUACCGGAUUGGUCGGUGGAUCGGUGCCCAUUUGCGAUGAAAUUGUUAUAUCGCUGCAACGCAUGAACAAAGUGUUAUCCGUGGAUGAGGUGACGGGCAUUGCGGUUGUGGAAGCUGGCUGCAUUUUGGAGAACUUUAGCCAGCGGGCGCAUGAUGUGGGUUUGACGGUUCCACUGGAUUUGGGUGCCAAGGCUAGCUGUCAUAUUGGUGGCAAUGUGUCCACAAAUGCCGGAGGAAUACGUGUGCUGCGUUAUGGCAAUCUACACGGCACUGUGCUGGGCGUCGAGGCUGUCUUGGCCAAUGGUCAAGUGCUCGAUCUGAUGUCCAAUUUCAAAAAGGAUAACACCGGCUAUCAUAUGAAGAAUCUAUUUAUUGGUUCCGAGGGCACACUCGGUAUUAUCACCAAGCUAUCGAUGCUAUGUCCGCAUGAAUCGAAGGCGGUGAAUGUUGCUUUCAUUGGCCUGAACUCCUUUGAUGAUGUGCUAAAGACCUUUGUCAGUGCAAAGAGGAAUCUGGGCGAAAUUCUUAGCUCCUGUGAGCUGAUUGAUGAGCGAGCUCUCAACAUGGCGCUAUCGCAAUUCAAGUUCCUCAACUCCCCGAUCUCUGGCUAUCCGUUCUAUAUGCUGAUCGAGACAUCGGGCAGCAAUGCAACACACGAUGAGGAGAAGCUCAACAAGUUUAUUAGCUUGGGCAUGGAACGGGAGGAGAUCUUGGACGGUACCGUUACCGGUGAUCCUGGAAAGAUGCAGGAAAUCUGGAAACUGCGUGAAAUGGUUCCGCUGGGCCUCAUCGAGAAUAGCUUCUGCUUCAAAUACGACAUCUCGCUGCCCCUGCGAGACUUCUAUAGCAUUGUCGAUGUAAUGCGGGAACGUUGCGGUCCCUUGGCAACAGUUGUCUGUGGUUAUGGUCAUCUCGGUGACUCGAAUCUCCAUCUGAAUGUCAACUGUGAGCGGUUUAACGAUGACAUCUAUAAGCGUGUGGAACCCUUUGUCUAUGAGUACACAUCCAAGCUGAAGGGCAGCAUUAGUGCCGAGCAUGGCAUCGGUUUCCUAAAGAAGGACUAUCUGCAUUAUUCGAAAAAUCCUGUGGCCAUCGAUUGGAUGCGUGACAUGAAAAAGAUGUUCGAUCCCAAUGGCAUUCUAAAUCCCUAUAAAAUGCUUGCAUGAUUUCCAAAUUAAUUCAAUUAUAUUCCCUUAAUUUUUGCCGCAUUUGUUAAGAUAAAUUUGUAAAGUAUAAAAUAACCAGUAUAUUAAUUGGUUUAAAUAAAAUCAAAUGUACAUAUGUA